Messenger RNA from Pyrus x bretschneideri (Chinese white pear), 1961 nucleotides. RefSeq names its product probable nucleoredoxin 1. Bases 51 to 1790 code for a protein of 579 amino acids. The record is from RefSeq and is a predicted model, not a curated record. NCBI's taxonomy places the organism in Eukaryota, Viridiplantae, Streptophyta, Magnoliopsida, Rosales, Rosaceae. Gene Ontology annotation, molecular function: thioredoxin-disulfide reductase (NADPH) activity. The transcript has 4 exons.
CCGGUGAAUUCGAAGUUCGAAAUCCCUACCUAACAUCCUAAAGAUCAAAAAUGUCGGACGGCGAAGUUGAAGCUGCCGAGCUGGUCGGCGCCGAACCCCACGACUUUGUCUCGCUUCUUUCGUCUUCCGAGAGGGACUUUCUUGUCCGUAACAAUGGUGAUCAGAUUAAGGUUGAGAGCUUGAAGGGGAAAAAGCUUGCGCUGUAUUUUUCUGCAUCAUGGUGCGGUCCGUGCAAACGAUUCACCCCAGCUUUGGUUGAGGCCUACAAUGAACUCUCUCCAAAAGGUGAUUUUGAGAUUGUAUUUAUCUCCGCUGAUGAAGACAAUGAGUCAUUCGAAGAGUACUUCACGAAGAUGCCAUGGCUUGCAAUUCCGUUCUCUGAUUCAGAGGCACGCGAUCGCGUGGAUGAGUUGUUCAAAGUUAGAGGGAUACCCCAUCUUGUGAUCCUUGGCGAAGAUGGUAAAGUUUUGAGUGACGGUGGAGUUGGGAUUAUUCAGGAGUACGGAGCUGAUGCGUACCCUUUUACGCCGGAAAAGUUGAAAGAGCUGAAAGAUCAAGAAGAAGCUGCCAGAAGGGAUCAGUCCUUGAAAACAAUCCUGGUCUCCCGCUCGCGCGACUUUGUAAUUUCAAAUGAUGGAGAGAAGGUGCCCGUUUCUGAACUAGAAGGGAAGAUAGUGGCUCUCUAUUUCUCAUUGUUCUCGUACGGUCCGUGCGUAGAAUUUACUCCAAAACUUGUGGAGGCUCAUGAGAAGCUAAAAGCAAAUGGAGAGAACUUCGAGAUUGUGUUGGUGCCACUUGAUGAUGAUGAAGAAUCAUUCAAGCAAUAUUUUGAGAAAAUGCCUUGGUUUUCUUUACCCAUCGGGGACAAAAGUGUACAGAAGUUGGCUCGGGACUUUGAGCUCUCAACCUUGCCCACGGUGGUUGUUAUUGGGGCAGAUGGUAAAACACUUAAUGAGAACGUUGCCGAUGCCAUUGACGAGCAUGGGAGUCUGGCUUACCCCUUCACACCAGAGAAGUUUGCAGAGCUCGUUGAGAUAGAAAAGGCAAAGGAGAGAGCUCAAACCCUGGAGUCAAUUUUGAUUUCCGGGGAUCGAAAUUUUGUCAUUGGAAAAGAUGGAACUCAGAUCCCUGUGACAGAUCUAGUGGGGAAGAACAUUCUCCUUUACUUCUCAGCUCACUGGUGCCCUCCAUGCCGUGCCUUUCUGCCAAAACUUGUUGAAGCCUACCACGAGAUUAAGGCCAAGGACGAUGCAUUUGAAGUCAUUUUCAUCUCCAGUGACAGAGACCAAAACGCAUUUGAUGAGUUUUUCGCCACAAUGCCAUGGCUUGCUCUUCCCUUUGGUGACUCAAGGAAAGCCUUGUUGAGUCGGAAAUUCAAGGUCCAGGGCAUCCCCAUGCUCAUAGCAAUCGGUCCUACUGGCCAAACCGUCACAAAAGAAGCAAGAAAUCUCAUCAUGCAUCAUGGGGCAAAUGCUUAUCCUUUCACCGAAGAGCGAGUGAAGGAGAUUGAAGCGGAAUUUGAGGAGAUGGCAAAGGGGUGGCCUGAGAAGUUGAAGAGUGCACUCCAUGAGGAGCACGAGCUUGUGCUCUCGAAGCGUAGAGCUUUUGUGUGUGAUGGGUGCGGAGAACCGGGAGGGGGGUGGUCAUUCUACUGUAAGGAGUGUGAUUUCGAUCUCCACCCGAAGUGCGCGUUGGAGGGAGAUAAAAAGACCGAAAACGGUGCCAAGCAGGAAGAAGAGGAAUCCAAAGAAGGAUGGGUUUGUGAUGGUGGUGUUUGCACAAAAGCUUAAGAAGUAUGCAUCAUGUAUGUGUAAUGUGUGUGUGAGAUAAUAAGGCUUGAAACUGCUUCUAGCAAGUAGUGGCUUGUAUGUUGAUGUCGUGUGGCUUGUUAUGUUGAUGUCGUUUCAGAUGGUAUAAUAUUCUAAUUUUUAUUAUUAUAAGAGAGUGUGACAAAUUAAGAA